This is a messenger RNA of Portunus trituberculatus (swimming crab), 3291 nucleotides long. RefSeq names its product catalase-like. The record is from RefSeq and is a predicted model, not a curated record. The transcript has 10 exons. NCBI's taxonomy places the organism in Eukaryota, Metazoa, Arthropoda, Malacostraca, Decapoda, Portunidae. The coding region runs from base 234 to 1787 and encodes 517 amino acids. Gene Ontology annotation, molecular function: heme binding; catalase activity. Gene Ontology annotation, biological process: hydrogen peroxide catabolic process; response to hydrogen peroxide. Gene Ontology annotation, cellular component: mitochondrion; peroxisome; cytoplasm.
UAUCUAAUAUACCUUUAGAAUUAAUGAUAACAGUAAUAAUAAGUAAUAUGUUUUGAAAAUAGAAUAUAUUGACGUAGAAGAUGUAUUAAUCAUUUGGCAUACCUGAGAAUGAUGACGUAUUUUACGUCGACUGCGGAAUCAAAACACUCCACCAGUCCACCACCACCCAGUUCUAGUUAGUCUUCAUUUGACGAGCGUACGGGAAGCGGUGGCUAAGAGAUACAGCCAUCAAGAUGCCGAGGGACAAGGCAGCCGAGCAACUCAAUGAAUUUAAGAAGAGCCAGACAAACCCAGAUGUGCUCACCACUGGCCAUGGCUGUCCAUUGUCGGAUAAGCUCAACUCCCUCACAGUGGGCCCACGAGGACCCAUUCUUCUUCAGGACAUUCAGCUGAUAGAUGAAAUGGCCCACUUUGACCGAGAACGUAUCCCUGAGAGGGUAGUCCAUGCCAAAGGAGCAGGUGCAUUUGGAUACUUUGAAGUCACCCAUGACAUCUCACAGUAUACUAAAUCCAAGAUCUUCAGUGAGAUUGGCAAACGCACACCUUUGGCUAUUCGAUUCUCCACUGUAGGUGGGGAGAGUGGAUCUGCAGAUACUGCCAGGGAUCCUCGAGGUUUUGCUGUGAAAUUUUAUACUGAAGAAGGUAAUUGGGAUCUGGUAGGCAACAACACUCCCAUCUUCUUUAUCAGGGAUCCUGUUCUCUUCCCUUCCUUCAUCCACACCCAAAAGAGGAACCCAGCUACUCAUCUUAAGGAUGCAGACAUGUUCUGGGAUUUCAUCACUCUGCGUCCAGAAACAACACAUCAAGUGUCAUUCCUCUUCUCUGAUCGUGGUAUCCCAGAUGGCUACCGGCACAUGAAUGGUUAUGGGUCUCACACCUUCAAGUUGGUAAACAAAGAAGGGAACCCUGUAUACUGCAAGUUCCACUACAAGACUGACCAAGGCAUCAAAUGCCUUAGUGCAGAAAGAGCAGAUUUCUUGGCAGGCUCUGACCCUGACUAUGCUAUCCGUGACCUGUACAAUGCAAUCAGUGAAGGCAACUAUCCCUCCUACACCAUGUAUAUCCAGGUAAUGACCUAUGAGCAGGCAGAGAAGUGGGAAUUCAACCCAUUUGACUUGACCAAGGUCUGGCCCCAUGCUGAUUUCCCGCUAAUUCCUGUUGGUCGCAUCACACUUGAUCGCAAUGCACAAAACUACUUUGCUGAGGUGGAGCAGCUGGCCUUCUCCCCUGCCAACCUUGUGCCAGGCAUCGAGCCAUCCCCAGACAAGAUGCUUCAGGGUCGCCUCUUUUCAUACAAUGAUACCCAUCGGCAUCGCCUGGGAGCCAACUACCAUCAGAUCCCAGUGAACUGCCCUUACCGUGCCCGCCCUAAGAACUAUCAAAGGGAUGGUCCCAUGACAGUGAAUGAUAACCAGAUGUGUGCACCCAACUACUUCCCCAACAGCUUCUCUGGACCUAUGGACUGCAAACAAUUUGAGGGACCCAAGGAGAAGCUUGCAGGGGAUGUAAUGCGCUACAAUAGUGCUGAUGAAGAUAAUUUCACACAAGUGUGCAUCUUCUAUAGAAAUGUGCUGAAUGAAGAGGAACGGCAACGAUUGGUGAACAAUAUUGCUGGCCAUCUUGUGAAUGCUCAGGAGUUUUUGCAAGAGAGGGCCAUAAAGAACUUCUCUCAAGCCUGCCCUGAGUAUGGUGCUGGCAUCAGGUCUGCUUUGAACCGCAUCAAAGCAGCACAGUCAUCAAAUUCCUCUGCUAUCCAUGCAGUGGCAGCCUCCAAUGCCAAGUUGUGAGCAAGUUUGACCACUUCACACUCUAUUAAUAUUACAUAUACAGCAGUCAGUUAUCAACUGAAUGUCAUCCAGAAUAUAUCCUGAUACAUUAGAGACUCAAAACUCAAACUUAAUUAAUUCCAAAUGGCUGUUCAAGUAUCAAAAGGUUUUUACUACCAAUACCUAUAAAUCAUGUAAUUCAUUCUAACCAUAGUAAAACCUUUGUGUACAAAAAUUUCAGCAUAAAAAAUUUGUAUUAUUUUCAUUUGUACUUACCAUAAGUGAAAGCUGGUGAUGGAUAACAUAGAAGGGUGGGGAGGAGGGAGGUUAUUCAUUAGAGGACCAGUCACCAUCCAUGAAAAUGUCUGGUAACUUGUCUCCUGGUGUGAGUGAGUCCUGUGGCUGUGGCUCACUAAUGCACUUGCACUCUCACUUGAUUCCUUAUUUUCACCAUUAAUAAGCCUCUUUGGUGUCAUUGUAAGUUUCUAAAUGAAAAAUUACAGACAGAAUGCAGGAGAAUGUUGUUCUCACAACCAUGUCGGGACAACUGGCGGCGGCUGGGGAGGGAGAGGCCAGGAGCCUUUGUUUACAACAAUGUGUGCUAACAUUUGAGUACCAAGUCAUGUACCAAGUCGAACUUUUGCAUUCAAGUAUCGAAAAGUUUGACUCCAAAGGCGUUUGAGUUUUGAGUCUUCACUACAUAUUUGUUGUAACCACAUGUAUGAAAAUUGUUUAUUUCUCACUACAAACUUGUUUUUAAAAUUUUGAAUAUUCAUUUGAUAAUUCUGUGGAUAAUUCUUACUGAAUGGAUAAUUCUUUUGUUACUGGGGAGCAGUGAUUCUUUGGAAUUGGAAUAACACUUAUGAUUUACUAUACUAAUGUUACUGACAUGAAUGCCACCACAUAAUAUUGUAAAUAAAAUCAAUAUAAAAAGGUAUUAUGCUAUGUGAUGAUCAUCUGCAUGUAAACUUAUUUUUUUCGUUCUUUCUGGCCUCUCAUUUGUUAUGAUGUUACUGAUUAUUUUUAGCAAAUUUUCUGCAGUUACACUGAAGUAUGGUCACUCAAGUAUAGCUUUUCUUUGGUGCUCAUCCUUGUCAAAAAGAAAUCCUAAUAUAUUGGAGGAAGACUUCAACACAACAAAGUAUAGGCUGUGAAAUUAAUGUAUGUACAGUUGUUACACUAAUCUCUUAUUAAUUAAUAAUCUGAUAGACAUUCAUGCAUUAUAACUCAGUGAUCUUAUUAGCUUUCAUUUAAUAAAAUAAAUAGCUAUUUAGUAACCUGUUGUAACUUAAUACAUUAGGCUGAAGGCUUUUUUCUUAAUUUCAAAAGCUUAUAAUUGAGUAGAAAAUCAUUUAAAUAUAUAUUCAGUGAGAAUACCUACUAUUUUGAUGGAUAUAUUUACAGAUUUCUUAUUUGGUGAAGAUGGGCUUCAAUUAGAUUAAAAGGGGAGGGAAAUAAUAUAGUUGUCAAAUUCAUCAUAAUACCUGUUUCUGUAUAAUGCUGAAAAUAAAUGUUCUAGGAUCAA